Messenger RNA from Penicillium lagena, 1221 nucleotides. Its product is annotated as TLC domain-containing protein. Gene Ontology annotation, biological process: lipid homeostasis. The transcript has a single exon. The coding region runs from base 1 to 1221 and encodes 406 amino acids. NCBI's taxonomy places the organism in Eukaryota, Fungi, Ascomycota, Eurotiomycetes, Eurotiales, Aspergillaceae. The record is from RefSeq and is a predicted model, not a curated record. Gene Ontology annotation, cellular component: endoplasmic reticulum; membrane.
AUGUUGGACCCCUUCCCGGCACCUCCGGACUGGCUGCGGAGCUUCAUAAAGCCUUACGCGCUCCACUUCAACAGCCCGACCCUCGCCGAGCACAUCCAUGAAGUGCUGCUCGCCUUCGCCUUCUACCAAUUCAUCCACAGCGUGCUCGCCCCAUGGCUCUCUCCGAAACUGUUUCCAAACCACUACCCCAAACUCAACGCCCGCACCAGACUCAACUGGGACGUGCACGUCGUUUCCCUCGUGCAGAGCGUCCUAGUCAACGCUGCCGCGCUGUGGGUUAUGUUCGCAGACCAGGAGCGCAAGUCCAUGUCUGCGGGCGAGCGCGUGUUCGGGUACACCGGCGCCUGCGGGCUAAUCCAGGCGCUCGCAGUCGGCUAUUUUCUGUACGAUCUCAUCGUCAGCAUCGUGUACCUGCGCAUCUUCGGCAUUGGCCUGCUGUUUCACGCUGUCAGCGCCCUCUGGGUAUUCAGUCUGGGAUUCAGGCCGUUCCUCAACUUCUACGGCCCCGUCUUUAUUCUCUACGAACUUUCCAGCCCCUUCCUCAAUAUCCACUGGUUCCUCGACAAAGUCAAUAUGACUGGCAGUCGCGCACAGUGGUAUAAUGGCAUGCUCCUCCUGGUUGUUUUCUUCUCAUGCCGACUCGUCUGGGGCACCUGGCAGUCUGCGGUCGUCUACCGCGACAUGUGGUAUGCCCUGCAGCAGACGUGGUCUGCGUCGUCCUCGCCGCUCCAACAACCCGUAAACGUCAACGCGCACGUUUUCCACCCAGUCCGCGACGGCGCCAUGUGUAUCGACGAGACCUGCGCGCGAGCCAACGCUGAAAUCACCCGGUUCGCGGAGUAUACUGCCUCUGGCGUGCCGACAUGGCUGGUAGUCACAUACGUGACGUCGAAUCUGAUUUUGAAUUCCCUGAAUUUCUACUGGUUCUCAAAGAUGGUGGAAACAGUGCUCAAGCGGUUCCGCAAGCCCGUUGCGGAAGUGCAGGACGAGAAGGAGCUGUCACGCGCAGAGAAAGUUGCCAAGAUCAAGGAUGAGAUUGCGCAGGACGUUGUCCUUGAGGCUGCUGCGCAGCUGGAGAAGGAUGAGACGGCUUUGAGGUCGGGCGAGUUUCUUACACAGGAGCAGAUCUCGUCGGCUAUUGACAAGGGGUUUGGGGAGGAGUUGCGUAGGAGGAAGACUGAGUUGAUUGGUCAGGUGUCUCUGCCUAGCCCUGGCACUUGA